This is a messenger RNA of Polypterus senegalus (gray bichir), 1966 nucleotides long. It is a transcript of the gene zcchc24, whose product is annotated as zinc finger, CCHC domain containing 24. Gene Ontology annotation, molecular function: zinc ion binding; nucleic acid binding. Bases 304 to 1020 code for a protein of 238 amino acids. Lineage: Eukaryota; Metazoa; Chordata; Cladistia; Polypteriformes; Polypteridae. The record is from RefSeq and is a predicted model, not a curated record. The transcript is spliced from 4 exons.
AUAUUACAUGAGCUGCUCGCUGCAGCUGCGCAGAUAAGGAGAGAUAGCGGAUUGGGAGCGAACAGAAAGUUUUUCACCCCCACUGACAACUUUCUGGUGAUGUAUUGCAGGAUUGGGAAUUUAGGCUAGGAACUGCUCGUUCCCAGCAGAGAAGAAGUGGGGAAGGAAAAGUAAGGACAGGGAAGAGAAAGUAUUUUGCUACAAUACAGACUUGCAUGCACACACAUAAAAGGACGAUAGUAAAGUGUACUCAGAGCUCAGGAGGGCAAAAUAGUGGCGAAAAGGAGAGUCGCCUUCGCAAAGAUGAGCUUGUUGUCUGCUAUAGACACUAGUGCCUCGGUCUACCAGCCUGCCCAGCUCCUCAACUGGGUUUAUCUGUCCUUGCAAGACACUCAUCAGACCAGUGCCUUUGAUGCCUUUAGACCAGAGCCUAAUUCUUCCCACCCGGAUCUUAACUACACCAAGACUCCUGCUGCUGAUCUGAGCUCUUCUCUCAAUUCCAACUAUCUCAACAGCUUCUUUCAGCUUCAAAGGAGUGAGGCCUUAAGCAGUAGUCUUUACAAGAGUGCAUCACCCUACGGAUCUCUCAAUAACAUCGUUGAUGGGCUGAGCUCUUUGACGGACCAUUUCUCUGAUUUAUCUCUCACCUCUGAGCCAAGAAAACCUAGCAAAAGACCACCCCCCAACUACCUGUGCCAUCUUUGCUUUAAUAAGGGACACUACAUUAAAGACUGCCCACAGGCUCGUCCAAAGGGAGAAGGUCUAACUCCAUAUCAGGGCAAGAAACGCUGCUUUGGAGAGUACAAGUGUCCCAAAUGCAAGAGGAAGUGGAUGAGUGGAAACUCGUGGGCUAACAUGGGACAAGAAUGUAUCAAAUGUCAUAUCAACGUGUAUCCACACAAACAGCGACCCCUGGAGAAGCCUGAUGGCCUGGAUGUCUCUGACCAGAGCAAGGAGCACCCUCAGCACCUGUGCGAAAAAUGCAAAGUCCUCGGAUACUACUGUCGUCGUGUGCAAUAAAUGAAUCCCUCCCACUGCCCUGCCUUCAUUAAUGAAUUGACAAAAUGCGCUUUAAAAGAAGGAAACUUGCCAAAAUGUAUCUGCCUUUAUUCACUUAGUGGGCCUUAAAAUAGCAAUACGAUGUAACACAUGUGCCUGUGUAUGUGUAUAAUCUUGAAGUUGUAUUUAUAGCGAUAUCACUGACCGAGGCAGUAUUAUCGAUCUCCACGUUGGUUGACGUAGCUUACCUUAUCAUGGUGGCUGCUGAUUCUUUGUUUACAUACUGUUGUGCUUGUUUCCUGUCUGGAUGAUGUAACUUUCAAGUGCCAAUAUCUUUAUUUUUAAUUUUUUUUUUUCCAGUUUGGUGAGGCCAUCCAAGUGCCUUCACCAUUAAUUGGGUUAACAGCACAUUAAAUUAACUGUGAAUUAUUCAAGGGGAAUUAUUACAAAAAUGGGUCUCUGCUUUGCAUGAUGAUCUGCUAUUUAUUGUCGAAAAGCUGCCAAGACAUGGCUCCUAGACUUAGAUUGCGUAAUUUGUAUUAUUUUAUUUGUGUUUCUUUGAAAACUGGGAUCAAUAUGCACCUGCCUUCUCUAACCGUGCUUUUCAUAUGAGCUCAGGAACUACUGGUCGCUUCUCAGGCGUUGCUUUGAAGUUGCGCAACCAUUCUACCGUCUUUAUAGAAACUAACGUCUGUUACUCGAUAUGUAGAUGGGGGUUUUGUCACAGCCCUAGCAGCUGCAAGGCCUUGACUUUACAACAUUCAUUUCAGCCAUCUGGCUACCCAAAAUGUCAUAAAUUUCCGAAACGAAAGAAGUUAUGGAAUGUGCAGUUCUUUUAUUAUUAUUACUAUUAUCCACUGUAUUUUUCAAAUGAUUUGAUUCUGUGUUGCGUAAGAAAUUAUACCAAAGUUUAUUGAUACACUAUAAUGAGCAUGCAGGAAUGAAAGAAAGCAAAAAAAAAAAAAGA